UUGGAGCAGUUGAGUGUCACUUUUCCCCCUGAAGAAGCUGAAGCAGCCUUCACCGUGGACCACGUCUGUCGCAUCACGACGAGCUGACACUGCGAGGUGCAAACUUUGAAUGUGCGAAACAAACUCGAGGGCAUCAAAACAAAACAGCCAUGGGCAUCGUGACCAAAGGCCGGAGAGCGGAGGAGCUGUGAAGGCAAGAUAGACGGUGGAAGGAGGUGAAGGCCGAGAGGAGAUGUCGAGCAGGAGCGGAGGAGCUGCCCGGGGGAGCCUGCUGCCUCUCAGAGCCACCGUGCCGUACCAGCUCCAGAGCGGCCCGCUUCUGCUCAGCAGGGAGCUCAAGACGGCAGCCGACCGCACGGCCGCCCGCCCACCGAAGCCGACCAUCCGUCGCGCCCUCUCCCUGGAUGGCAUCGUGGGCCCGUACCUGCAGGGACAGUGGCCCAAAGAAGCAGAGCCCCCGAGAGUGACGUGUGUCAACGACAAGGCCACGCAGACACCGAGCUCUUGGGCGGAGGAGGGUCAAGGAAGAAGGGGCCUCGGCGGUCACAAGCGCUCGGCAUCAUGGGGCAGCGCUGAGCACCUGAGAGAGGUGGCCAAACUACGGCAGCAGCUGCAGAAGCGGUCGCGGCACGCUGCCCCCUCAGGGGGAUUUGAGCCACCGCAUGACACUUCAACUGGACAAGCAGCAGGAGCCACCCAGACGAGGAUCCCUCUGAACCAACUCACCCCUCGACUGCGACGGAGCGUGGAGGGAUUGAACCUGGAGCUGGAGGAAGUGUUUGUGUCCGAGAAGCCAGACGAUCAGCAGGAGAUCUUGGAUAUCCCAGACGGCCACAGAGCGCCGGGCCCUGUCCAGAGAUGCAGCAGCGGGUCACAGAGCGAGCCCUCCCCAGGACCACUGGACCCGUCCCUCCUCUCGCCAUCUGAGUCACCAUGUCCCCUGGAGCCGUUGCUGCUGUCGCCACCAGACUCGCCCUCUCCGCUGAAUUCCCUGUCUCCGUUUCAGUCUCCUUGCCGCAUGGUUGAACCAGAUGCAGGCAGAUGUGAGGUUCUGUGUCUGUCUCCGUCUUCCUUGUUGCCUUCUACAGCGCCACCACGACCCAACAAGACCUUCCAACGUGAGCCGCCUGAGGGCUGUGAGCGGGUCAGAGUGUGCGAGGAGACGAUGUGUGCCGGCCAGGAUGAGCCCCUCCUGCAGCCUUCUUGUCCAGACUUAAACAAAGUCAACUUCACUCCCCACGGGGGCUCUGCCUUCUGCCCCGUCAGUCUGCUGAAGCCCCUCCUGCCUUCCAUGGACCUUCUCUUCCGGGGACUGACGGUGUCCCCGGUCACCGGUGCUCCGGGUCAAGCCUCUCCGACACGACACCUGAGCAUGCAGUAGGUCAGCAGGACCCAACACUGCCAAGACGCCUUGAGAAAACGGAAAUUGCUGUCGAUAGUGACAGAAGAAGAACUUUGAGACAAGAAGGGACAAUAUUGAGACGCCUCCUGCUUCAUGGAUUUGAAGCCAGGGGGCGCUGGCAGCUGAUCACAACUCUCUUGGCAUCUGAAGUGACUGGAUAAGCUGAAGUUGUUACGAUUAUCAGGUGCUAGUUUUUGACCGUUAGUCUGAUAGAUGCUUUUAUUUUGAAAUGUCAACCAAUUGUCCUUUAAAAUGCUAUGAGAAGCAUUGAGUUUCUUUAGACUGUACGAGUGACAAAAAAGUGUUCAAGAAGGCAAAGUUUCAGUUUGCCAUACGUGUUUCUCAGGCUUUUCUACUCAUUUGUUUUGGGAAGAUGUUUAUUUUUGUAUCUUCACUGACGUGCUAUAUUUUUCUAUUGAGAAAAGAAACGCUUCCAGAGGAAUUUACUUUUGGGCAGGUUUGGCCAGAUGUUGCUCUCUCAAAAUGUUGAUGAUUAAAAACUCACUGACAAACGGUCUGUCAGUACUGUGUGGCUCAGAAUGUUUGUUUAUUGGAAUGAGUGGAC
Messenger RNA from Synchiropus splendidus (mandarinfish), 1967 nucleotides. RefSeq names its product family with sequence similarity 117 member Aa (gene fam117aa). Bases 233 to 1381 code for a protein of 382 amino acids. The record is from RefSeq and is a predicted model, not a curated record. The transcript has 8 exons. NCBI's taxonomy places the organism in Eukaryota, Metazoa, Chordata, Actinopteri, Syngnathiformes, Callionymidae.